AUGUUCGUCGAUGGCGGGGCUAGCCAUAGCCUCUUCAAUCUGGCGACAGCAAAAAAAUGCAAGUUGCAGCUGGACAGGUGUCUGCCCGAAAUUGACGCCCGCCUCGUGGAUGGGACGCCUCUGGCGAUUUUGGAAGAAACACGGACGGUGCGGAUUGAGUGCGGCGACGAUUUCGGCUUCAGCAUGAAGUUUCUCGCGACGACGUUGGACGGAUGCGACGUGCUCCUGGGACGCGAUUGGCUGCGACGGCACAACCCGGUAAUCGAUUGGACGACGGGAUCGUGCAGCAUCAGCAAGGACGGGAAGCUGAUUACUCUGCCCGCGUGGACUCCGGACUGCAUCGAGUCUACAUGCGUCAAAGCCAUCACGAUUACACGCCACGUCAACAGGGGUGCGCAACUGUUCGCCGUAUGCUUGCGCGAGUUGGCAGCCGACACUGACGGAAACGACAUCGAGAAGCUGUGCGCAGCUGUACCACCUGAUUUAGCGGAGCUGAUUCGACAGUACCCCGACAUCUUCCCCGACGAUUUGCCACCUGGCCUGCCACCCGAGAGACCCGAAGACCACAAAAUCCAGCUGGAACCUGGCGCGCAUCCGACUGUUCGUACACAGUGGCGGUUGACUCAGCCCGAACUCGCGGAGCUUCGAAGUCAACUUGAGUCACUGUUGGAGAAGGGCUUCAUCCGACCCAGUACUUCGCCCUUCGCCGCACCGAUCCUGUUCACACCGAAGAAGGACGGCGGCAUUCGCAUGUGCAUCGACUAUCGCGCGCUCAACCGGGUUACCAUCAAGUCUCGCUAUCCCAUCCCACGCACCGACGACCUCCUCGACCAACUUCGCGGCGCUCGCUACUUCUCAAAGAUUGACCUACGCGGCGGUUACCACCAAAUCAGAGUAUUCGCUGACGAUUGUCACAAGACCGCCUUCCGAACCCGCUACGGCAGUUACGAGUUCACAGUGAUGCCUUUCGGCCUCACGAACGCGCCAUCAACAUUUCAACGCACCAUGAACAGGGUAUUUCGCGACCUGCUGGACAAGUGUGUUAUCGUCUACUUGGACGAUAUUCUGAUUUUUAGCAGGACACGCGAGCAGCACCUCCGCGACCUCGACGCAGUGUUUAAGCGGCUACAGGAGAACCGGCUCAUCACCAAAGGCUCUAAGUGCGAGUUCUUUAAGCAAGAGUUGGAGUUUUUGGGGCACGUCAUCUCACGCGACGGCAUCAAAAUCGACCCGAAGAAAAUCAAGACCAUCCAGGAAUGGAAGGCCCCGACUAAUGUCACAGAACUUCAGAGUUUUCUGGGGUUUGUGAAUUAUGUCCGGCGGUUUAUCCCGAAUAUGGCGGGGAUAACCGGCCCGCUGACCGACCUGCUGCACAAGGAUAAAAAUUUCGUGUGGGGGGAAGAGGCUGAGGCGGCUUUUCAGGAGUUGAAGCAGUUACUGGUGUCCCCUCCGGUUCUUCGCAUCGCCGACCCAUCCAAGCCGUUCGAAGUCGUCACCGACGCUUCAGAUUUCGCCAUCGGCGCAGUGCUGCUCCAGGAUUUUGGCAACGGCUUACAACCGAUCGCCUACGAGUCACGCAAGUUGCAGGCAGCCGAGCGCAACUACCCGAUUCACGACAAGGAGAUGCUCGCCAUCAUUCACGCGUUUAAACUGUGGAGAUGCUACCUGACUGGCGCCGACGUCACUGUUCGCACCGAUCAUAAAUCCCUACAGUACCUUCGAGCGCAACCCAACCUCAACCCACGACAAAUCCGGUGGCUCGAUUACAUGGAGUCACACUUCCACUACAGGAUCACCUACAAGAAGGGCGCGAACAAUAUUGCCGACGCCCUGACCCGACCGACAGUCCAAUCCGCUGCUGUGCUGAUCACCCAUUCGAACCCGCUUCUUUCGGGACUAUUCACCCACGGCUACACUACGGACCCGUUCUUCACGACUGGAAAUCACCAGCAGGCGACGACGCAGAAAGGGAAUUAUUACCUAAAGGCCGGAACUGACCGGAUUUGGGUUCCCGCUUACCGGCUGCUGCGCGAACUCCUUAUUCAGGAGGUCCAUGAUUCCAACCUCUCCGGACAUUUCGGGGUUGAUAAAACCCAGAAGUUGUUGCACCGUCAGUAUUAUUGGCCUGAUUCUGCUAACGACGUGCAGCGAUAUGUGUCCUCAUGCAGGGUGUGCCAAGCCAUGAAAUCGACACGUCAGCGGCCAGCUGGGUUGCUGCAACCUCUCGAGCCACCCGAACGACCAUGGCAACAGGUGACGAUGGACUUCGUCACGGGGCUGCCAGCUGGGCCGUCCGGCAACGACGCUGUACUCGUCGUCGUCGAUCGCCUCACAAAAAUGGCGCAUUUCGCACCUUGUCGCACGACAAUCACCGCCGAAGAAACUGCACGCCUCUUCAUCUCCACCGUUGUGCGACUACACGGCAUCCCAUCGGCGAUCAUCAGCGACCGGGACCCAAAGUUCACAUCGAAAUUUUGGAAGGAGACGUGGGCGCAGUACGGAACGAAGCUACAGUUCUCGUCGGCAUACCACCCGCAAACCGACGGCCAGACCGAGCGGACCAAUCAGACGAUGGAGCAGCUUAUCAUGACAAACUGCCCCGACCCCGCUCGCUGGGAACAUUCGCUCGCCAUGCUGGAAUUCGCGUUCAACAACGCUCCGUCCAGCACGACUAAUCACUCCCCGUUCUUCUUGAAUUACGGGAUGGACCCGGUGGUACCUACAACGACUACACUUGACAACCCGCUGGGCAACUAG
Closterium sp. Yama58-4 is the source of this 2757-nucleotide messenger RNA. The record is from the annotation of a GenBank genome assembly. Lineage: Eukaryota; Viridiplantae; Streptophyta; Zygnematophyceae; Desmidiales; Closteriaceae.